Messenger RNA from Periophthalmus magnuspinnatus, 3304 nucleotides. It is a transcript of the gene klhl3, whose product is annotated as kelch-like family member 3. Gene Ontology annotation, molecular function: protein binding. The record is from RefSeq and is a predicted model, not a curated record. Lineage: Eukaryota; Metazoa; Chordata; Actinopteri; Gobiiformes; Gobiidae.
UCCUCGCUGGUUUCCUCUAUGGUUUCUGCAGUGGGAGCAGACUCCGAGAGGAUGGACGAUGAUGGUGGGACUGUGGGUCUGGAGGCCUCCCAGCGUCCAGCCUGCAACACAGAUUCAGAAGAGGACAUGAUAAGUGGUGGGAUGCACACUUUCAACCAGACUCAUAUGAGGAAAGCCUUCCAUCUAAUGAACGACCUGAGAAGUAAAAAGCAGCUGUGUGAUGUUCAGCUUAUGGCAGGAGGCACUGAAGUCCCGGCGCAUCGGGUGGUCCUGGCGUCUUGCAGCCCCUACUUUUGUGCCAUGUUCACAGGUGAUAUGAGUGAGAGCAAGGCACACCAGGUGGAGAUCCGAGAGGUAGAUGGAUUGACCCUACAAAAACUAAUUGACUACAUAUAUACUGCCGAAAUUGAGAUUACAGAAGACAAUGUUCAGGUGUUGCUACCAGCUGCCAGUCUGCUGCAGCUCAUGGAUGUACGGCAGGUUUGUUGUGAGUUUCUUCAGUCACAGCUCCAUCCUUCUAACUGCCUGGGCAUAAGAGCCUUUGCUGACCUGCAUACAUGCACACAACUUUUGAAUCAGGCCCAUGCAUAUGCUGAGCAGCAUUUCUCUGAAGUUGUGCAAGGAGAAGAGUUUUUGAGUCUGUCUUUGCAGCAGGUCUGCAGCCUCAUCUCCAGUGAUAAACUAACUGUCUCUACCGAGGAGAAGGUUUUUGAGGCAAUGAUAUCCUGGAUAAAAUAUGAUAAACCAUCUCGUCUUGAGUAUAUGUCAAAACUCAUGGAGCAUGUCAGACUCCCACUCCUUUCAAGGGAUUAUCUUGUUCAGAUUGUGGAGGAAGAGGCACUGAUAAAAAACAACAACACAUGUAAAGAUUUUCUUAUAGAAGCGAUGAAAUAUCAUUUGCUGCCCGCAGACCAACGGCACCUCAUUAAGACAGACAGGACCCGACCACGAACUCCAAUCAGCAUUCCCAAGGUAAUGAUUGUAGUUGGUGGGCAAUCACCAAAAGCCAUCCGCAGUGUUGAAUGCUACGAUUUUCAAGAGGACAGAUGGUAUCAGGUUGCUGACCUACCAUCUAGACGUUGUAGAGCAGGUGUAAUUUCUAUGGCAGGUCGGGUUUAUGCGGUUGGGGGCUUCAACAGCUCUCUGAGGGAAAGAACUGUUGAUGUCUAUGAUGGAGCUCUGGAUCAGUGGAGUGCCGUGGCCAGCAUGCAGGAGAGGCGCAGUACACUGGGGGCUGCUGUACUGGAUUUGCUGUAUGCAGUGGGAGGCUUCAAUGGAAGCAUAGGACUUUCCACUGUUGAGGCUUACAGCUACAAAACUAACACAUGGUUCUAUGUAGCCUCUAUGAACACCAGGCGCAGCAGUGUCGGUGUUGGAGUGGUGGAUGGUAAGCUGUAUGCUGUAGGAGGGUAUGACGGUGCAUCACGCCAGUGUCUCAGCACAGUAGAAGAAUAUGAUCCCGUGACUGACCAAUGGUGUUAUGUGGCAGACAUGAGCACAAGGCGCAGUGGAGCAGGUGUGGGUGUGUUGGGUGGUCAGCUGUAUGCAGCAGGUGGACAUGAUGGUCCUUUGGUCAGGAAGAGUGUGGAGGUGUAUGACCCACAGACUAACACAUGGAGGCUGGUCUGUGACAUGAACAUGUGCAGGCGAAACGCAGGUGUGUGUGCCAUUAACGGGCAUCUCUAUGUGAUUGGGGGAGACGAUGGUUCCUGCAACCUCUCCUCGGUAGAGUUUUACAACCCAGCAACCGAUAAAUGGAGUCUCAUUCCUACUAAUAUGAGCAAUGGACGCAGCUAUGCAGGAGUUGCUGUCAUUGAAAAGUGUGUAUGACCAAUUCCUGGUGGUUUACUCUGUUAUUGACAUUUAAUGAAAUCUGAGGCUCAACAAAUAGACAAAAACACUUUACUGGAUGUGAUGCCUCCAACAGGAGUCUUUGGCACUGUUUUUCAACAUGUUAUAUUGGAGGAAUCCUGAAAACAUUGCACUACAUUACAAGCAAUAGCCACUGAAAAGCAGGGUCCUUAAGAACUAUGACUUCAGCUGCUAAGCACAAAACAAGCAUCUGCUAAAAGCAUAUUGUUUAAGGAAUAUGGGCCAAAUGCAAAGUACAAGUAUCUGUACUGUCAGAGUACUCCGCUUGGGACCUGGCCUACUUUCUGCAUCUGGAGCCAUGGGACAAUAUUACUGUACCUGAGUGUGACAAGUGCCAGGACUCGUCAGUGUGCCAUGGGAGACAGACCUCAACAUUGCAUUGUGUGAUGGAGCCAACGUUUAAGUGUGCAGACUGGACUAAGCAAGGCAGCUUUGCAAACAAACAACAAACUUAAUUUGGAAAAUGACAGAAUGUAUAAAACCUCUUCAAUUAAGUGAAAUAUUAUCACAUAUAUUUUUUCAAUCUCAUAAGAAGCCUGAGGUCUGCUGCUAUCAUAGUUUUGUAAGGAAUACACUACUGAUGCACUAACCGAUCCUGACCUGUCCCUGGGCCAACUCUGUUUCCUGCUGAUACAGGUUUUAAAGCACCACUUUUUGGAUUUUAUUCUUGUAAUUGUAAGUGGCUGUGGCUACAAGCUAACCAAAAUCUGAUUUAAAUAUGUUUUUAAGGAAAAGAAAUCAGAUAUUAAAGAACAUGCAAAACUGCACAACUUGAUGUGAGUAAUUGUGAUCGGGACCGUGAUUAGAAAGAAAUAAGAUGAUUUAGCUGUUUACAUUUCCUUUUGAUCAUCUUUUAGCUCUAAUCUGAUAAUAAUCAGAUUUUGAGCUUGCAUGUAACCAAAGCCAGUGUCAGUGACAAACUGUUACAUUACAAUUAUGUUGAGUGGAGCCUGCUAAAUGCACUGUAGUACCUUAAGUAUAUUUUGCAAAAGUUGUGGGAUAAAAUGUUAUAUUUAUUGUGUUUAGAGGCAAAUUAUUCUCAAAGAAUUAAAUCAUUUCAUAAUUUUAUGGUAAAUUAUGUAAUUACAUUAUUUUUUCUUGUAACUGAAAAAUGUUAACUACUUUAAAUUGUGUCUGUGCAAAGCUAUAUAUGAUGAUACUUUUAAAACCUUUUGCAACAGCUGGCCUCCACAUCUGCUGUCAUUGUAUGUAUUAACUAUUUCAGCAUCGUCUAAUUUAUGUUUCUAUGUGUUACUAAGUGAGAAGCCCAAAUCCAAAUAACUGCUCAAGUGCACUGAUGCAUUAUUGUAUGUCAAUGUAUAGAAUUCACUUAAUAUCAUAUUUUCUUAAAGCCCGAACUUAUAAUACAUGCAAUUGUAUCCCAUGUUCUUUCCAAAUAGGCUGAUGGCAAAAUCAGAAAUGUUCACCUAAG